Messenger RNA from Monopterus albus (swamp eel), 1212 nucleotides. RefSeq names its product extracellular calcium-sensing receptor-like. The annotation marks the transcript as partial. The record is from RefSeq and is a predicted model, not a curated record. Gene Ontology annotation, biological process: G protein-coupled receptor signaling pathway. The transcript is spliced from 4 exons. Gene Ontology annotation, cellular component: plasma membrane. Lineage: Eukaryota; Metazoa; Chordata; Actinopteri; Synbranchiformes; Synbranchidae. Gene Ontology annotation, molecular function: G protein-coupled receptor activity.
UACUUUAAUGAGAAUGGAGACCCAGCAGCAAAGUAUGAAAUUAUAAACUGGCAGCCAACAGAAAAUGGCAUUGUGGACUUUGUCACAGUUGGUCUUUAUGAUGCAUCUUUACCUGCAGACAAACAACUGAGUCUGCAACUUCAGUCUAUUAUUUGGGCACAGAACUCAAAACAGGUGCCUGUGUCAGUUUGCAAUGAGAAAUGUCCCCCAGGAACUCGCAAGGUUCUCCAGAAAGGAAAACCUGUCUGUUGCUAUGACUGUAUCAGAUGUGCAGAGGGAGAAAUAAGCAACAAAACAAAUUCUGCAUCUUGUGAGCGAUGCCACCUUGAGUCCUGGUCCAAUAACAGAAGAGAUGCCUGUAUAAAGAAGGAGGCAGAGUUUCUAUCAUAUGAAGAAAUUAUGGGAGUACUGCUCACUGCAGUGGCCUUGUUUGGAACAUGCAUGACUGCUGUUGUGGCAGCCAUUUUCUUCACAUACAGGACAACUCCUAUUGUCAGGGCCAACAACUCGGAGCUGAGCUUCCUGCUGCUCUUCUCCUUGACUCUGUGCUUCAUGUGUUCUCUGACCUUCAUCGGCCGCCCCUCUGAGUGGUCCUGCAUGCUGCGACACACAGCAUUCGGCAUCACCUUUGUCCUCUGUAUCUCUUGUGUUCUGGGGAAAACUAUAGUGGUGUUAAUGGCCUUCAGGGCUACACUUCCAGGCAGUAAUGUGAUGAAAUGGUUUGGGCCUGCACAGCAGAGACUCAGUGUUGUGGCUUUCACUCUUAUCCAGGUUGUUAUAUGUAUCCUCUGGUUAACUAUUUCUCCUCCUUUUCCAUUUAAGAAUUUUACCCAGUUCAAGGACAAAAUCAUCUUAGAGUGUGCUCUGGGAUCAGCUGUAGGCUUUUGGGCUGUACUUGGGUACAUAGGCCUUCUGGCCAUCUUAUGUUUUAUUCUGGCUUUUCUUGCUCGGAAACUGCCUGAUAACUUCAAUGAGGCCAAACUGAUCACCUUCAGCAUGCUGAUAUUCUGUGCAGUCUGGAUGACUUUUAUUCCAGCAUAUGUCAGCUCUCCUGGGAAGUUCAGUGUUGCUGUAGAGAUAUUUGCUAUUCUGGCCUCCAGUUUUGGACUGCUCAUUUGUACUUUUAUUCCAAAAUGUUAUAUUAUCUUACUGAAACCAGAGAAGAAUACAAAAAAGAAUAUGAUGGAGAAAGGGACAUCAAAACAAUUCUGA